Messenger RNA from Fusarium redolens, 2400 nucleotides. RefSeq lists its product as uncharacterized. NCBI's taxonomy places the organism in Eukaryota, Fungi, Ascomycota, Sordariomycetes, Hypocreales, Nectriaceae. The record is from RefSeq and is a predicted model, not a curated record. The coding region runs from base 72 to 1991 and encodes 639 amino acids. The transcript has a single exon.
CCUCCCCAACCAAAAUAACCUUAACUUUAUCUUCCUCCUCCAUCGCCAUCUUUACUUCUGUCUGCCUCAAAAUGUCCUCCCGCGGCGUCCCAGAAGUCCUCUUUAAAAAAGUAGACGAAUACGUCGACUCCCUCGCCCCCCAGAUCCAACCCCGCAUCACCUCCGAACUCGAAACCUUCCAGCAAAAAACCAUCGACAGCCUCGAAGAUAAAGUCGUCGACGCUUUCCGAUCGCUCUUCAACAAAGAUAAGGAUUCUUCUUCGAGAAGUCCAUUUGAUCUUAAGGAUGAUGCGCCUGAUGCGUAUGGAGGGCAGAGUCUGCCGUUUGCGGAUGAGUUGGCCAAGUUGACGAGGAGUUUUACAAAUAUUACUGAUGAGGCGGGGGAUGAUUUACGUGAUAUUUUCGAUAUUACGGAGGGGAGAGCAGGUGGUGGGCAGGAUACACGAUCGAGGGGAGGAGAUACUUCGAGGGGUGGUGCGAAGGGGUUUUUGUCUGCUGCUUUUGACGCGGUGCAGGAUCAUCUUGAGAACAAUAACGGCAGAGGAGGUGGUCAGGGUUUUGAACUUGAUGGUCUUUUAGGUGUGAUUAGCAACACUGUCAAAGACGCCGCGAGAAACCCUGAAGAAAAAGCACGGAUGAUAAGUCCUGAGAUCAAAGAACAAGUCGGCGCCAAACUUCGCGAACAGCAUGCCCCGAUCGCUGAGCAGUUCACGCGCAUUGCUCUCGACCAUAUCAAGCGCUGGUUACGAGGAAAUACGAGUACGAAGGAUCUGGGCGAUGGUGUGAAGGGGGAGAUUGAAGAUCAGGUUAAGGAUCUUGUCAAGGGAAUUGGGGGGUUGUUUGGGAACAAGAAGUCCAACGAGGGUUCGGCGAGAGGGUUUGGAGAUGGAGAUCGUGAUGGCGAACGAGCUGAUGGGGAGAGCGGUGGUUUCUCAAAGGUCAUAAGCGACAAACUCAGCACGGGCAUCGCAAGAGUCCACAGAGAAGUCCGUCUUGAAUUCCGAAAGAUUCUCGGUGGUAUUGAAAAGCAACUCUUCGAAUUACUACCCGAUCAAUUCCAACGUCCUCUGGAGAAGAUCCUCGGCGGUAACCCCUUCGACGCACAACUCGAUCGCGACGCGGGACCGGGCCAUUCAGCGGAUAGGGGUUUUGGUGAUGAUAUUAAAGCGAAGCUUGUCAAUAAGAUCAGAGGGUUGGUGAGGAAGGUUCAGGAGACGUUGAGGGAGAGUAUUCUGGGGGUUGUUAAUGGUGGGCAUAGGAAGUUUGAGAGGCAGAGUUGGGUGUUUGUGCAGAAUAUGGUGGAGAUGAAGGUUCAGAAGUAUCUGCCCAAGGUCAAGAUCUCGGUGCCGGAUGAUAUUGGGAAUGAGGGUGUAAGUGUUGGUGCACCGGCUGCGGCGAACCUUGGUGGUUCGAAUGCGCCUGUGCCGGCUUCGCAAGGUGGACAGGGAGGAUACUCGCCUUCGGGAGGAUAUGAACGGCCAUCAUCGCAGCACGGGCAGGGUUAUCAACAGCCGUAUAAUCCUCCUUCGCAGUUCCAGCAGGAUCACAGGCCUGAUCACCAGCAGAUCCAGGACUACAGACCGCAGCAGAGUCACGAAUACAGACCACCCCAGGGACAGGACUACAGACCUUCUCAAGGACAGGACUAUAGGCCCCAGCAGAGUCAAGACUACAGGCCUCAAGGUCACGACGAGCAUCGACCUCAAGGACAACAGGGCGAUUACCGACCACAGCACCAGUCCCAGCAGGAUAGCUACCGACCCCAGGACGAGUACAGACCUCAGCAACAGCAGUCGCAUCAAGAGUACCGCCCUGAUCAAUACCCUCCGCCACCACAGCACCAAUCAAGCCACUCUGGAGGCUACCAGCAGAACGAAGGUUACCAGAAUCAGGGUUACCAGCAAGAUCAGGGCCACCAGCAAAGUCAAAGUUACGGCCAGAACCAAGGGUACGGGCAAGGCCAGGGUUAUGGAAGCAACCCUCGCUACUAAGAGCGCAUGUCAAGUUUGACAAGUGCUACGACAUUACCAACAUUUGCAGAUAAGCGAUGCAUUGCGAACUUACAAAACGUCAGACACAACAGCAUCACAGGGGUCCAUCCACGCCGAUGACUUGGGCGACGCUAGAUAGAUUGAUGAAUGAACGGCCAUUACCAUGAUCUGAUCCGUCCCCUGUUCUUGAAUUGACUUAUCAAUAUGCCGAACAUUCCGUCUUUAAUUAUCCCCUCCCGCUCUAGAACGUCCCGCUACCGAGACCCUGGAUUUGCCCCCACAGAUCCUGAGUUCCAUGGCUUCCGCUUCAUCUACACUAAACCAUCAUAUCAUGAAGCACCAUGACAGAAAACCCCCGUCAAUCCCACCAUGUGAGACUUUCUAUUCUACGACGUGCAGAAUAUACACC